AUGGCCGAACAGCUCGAUUCGGGCGCUGCCCUCAAGCAAACUUCCGACUCACGCGCCCAGGUUGACGUAAUCUGCGGCCCUCUGAUCAACUUCAAGAAUAUGGAUAUCACGCCUACUUCCUCGCUUUGGCGUGGCAGCGUGUUGAUUGUCACGAAGCCUCAUCAGACUGCGCCGCAGCUGCUCUUGCGCCAGGCCGGCCCUGUCGGAGACAACGUGACGGCCCUUGCGACCGCAUCUCCGCGCCAGGAGGUUGCCAUUGACGCUCUCCGUCUCUACGAGGACCCCGGAAAAGCUUUCUGGCGCUUCUCGAUCGCCAUCGCCGUCGAGGCCUACGAGUCGCGCUGGGAGUACAGAAUACCUGGCUUCCGGUAUGCGGACGGCCCCGACGUUGCGGUCCCCUGGGAUUUUGUUGUCCCCUCCGUGACCCAGUCCAUGCGCCUGAUGUUUCACUCCUGCAACGGCUUCUCGGUGGGAACGGAUAUGGAUGCGUGGCUUGGUCCAAGUCUGUGGAACGAUGUGUUACGGGUACAUGCGCAGAAACCCUUCCACGCCAUGAUCGGUGGAGGCGACCAGCUCUACAAUGAUGGCAUCCGAGUGACUGGCCCCCUGAAGCCGUGGACCGCCAUUAGCAACCCGCACAAGAGACGCACGCACAGCUUCGACAACGCCAUGCGUGCUGCAUGCGACGAUUAUUACUAUGCAAACUACAUCCGGUGGUACUCGACCGAGCCGUUCAAGGCGGCCAACGGACGCAUCCCCCAGAUUAAUAUCUGGGACGACCACGACAUUAUCGAUGGCUUCGGCUCCUACACCGACCACUUCAUGCGUUGCUCCGUCUUCCGCGGCAUUGGAGGGGUCGCUUUCAAAUACUACUGCUUGUUCCAACAUCACAUCUCGCCCCCCAAGUCCACCUACACCACCGACGCCCCGCAGACCAUGAAGGCCGUCAAUGGCACAGCCGGGGCCGAUCCCCGACAGCUCGAGAAUACCUUUGUGCUGGAGGGCCAGCCCGAGGAUGACAGUUGGAUCAUUGGUCGACACCCGGGACCCUACGUGGAGGAACGAAGCCGGAAUCUCUACAUGCGCCUAGGCAAACGGAUUGCCUUCAUUGGCGUGGAUGCUCGCACCGAACGAACACGCCACCAGGUGAACUACCCGGAAACGUACGACGACAUCUUCGCGCGGCUGGAACGGGAGGUGUCCGCCGCCAACGGGGACAUCAAACAUUUGGUGGUGCUUUUGGGGGUGCCCAUCGCUUAUCCCCGUCUGGCUUGGUUGGAGAAUAUUCUCAGCUCACCCCUGAUUGCCCCCGUUCGCUUGCUCAACAAGCGGUUCGGGUUUGCUGGGGGCUUCUUCAACCAGUUCGAUGGCCAAGUGGAUCUCCUGGACGACCUGGACGACCACUACACCGCGCGCCAGCACAAGAAAGAGCGCCGGAUUUUCGUUCAGCGCCUCCAGGAUUUCUCCAAGGCGCAUUCGGUUCGUGUGACGAUUCUGGGCGGUGAUGUGCAUCUGGCCGCCAUCGGACGCUUCUAUUCGAAUCCCAAACUGGGCCUCCAGAGUGAGAAUGACGCGCGAUACAUGGUCAAUAUCGUGAGCAGUGCCAUCACCAACAAGCCACCCCCCAAGGCCGUCGCCAACCUUCUGGCCCGGAGGAACAAGAUCCAUCACCUUGAUUCAGACACCGACGAAACCCUCAUGGAUUUCUUUGACCGACAGCCCGGAGGCCAGGAAAAGGGAGCCUCGUGGAAUAAAGUGACCAUGCCGUCGCGAAACUAUGCGUGCAUCACCGAGGUCGACCCGGCGACCCCCGAUAGCAAUGGUUCUGAGCCACAGAACAGCAGUGCGGUUGACCCCUUGCCAAAGGACGGUCACUCACCACUACACAAAGCCGAAGCCGAAGCCGGGGCAUCUUACUCGUCCGCGGAUGGAUUCAGCAACAACAGCGGCUGGUAUGGCGGCUUGGAUGUGGCUAUCCGUGUGGAAAUCGACCCGCAGAACCGUGAAGGGGUAACGGAGGGUUAUGGAUUUAGCAUUCCCGCAUUGAAAUAUAUCGCGGUGCAGGACAGCACGCGCCGGGGUUCACGCGUGCGUUCGUUGCGUCCGCGUUCGUCGCAGUCGCAGGCGCAGUCGAAGGCGACUCGUCCUCAGACCGCUACUUAG
Aspergillus tanneri is the source of this 2163-nucleotide messenger RNA. RefSeq lists its product as uncharacterized. The coding region runs from base 1 to 2163 and encodes 720 amino acids. Gene Ontology annotation, cellular component: membrane. The record is from RefSeq and is a predicted model, not a curated record. The transcript has 3 exons. Lineage: Eukaryota; Fungi; Ascomycota; Eurotiomycetes; Eurotiales; Aspergillaceae.